Phasianus colchicus (ring-necked pheasant) is the source of this 4115-nucleotide messenger RNA. The record is from RefSeq and is a predicted model, not a curated record. NCBI's taxonomy places the organism in Eukaryota, Metazoa, Chordata, Aves, Galliformes, Phasianidae.
CUACUGAUAGCUGUUAACGUGGAAGUAAAUGUCCAAGCAAUUGCUUAGAAGUUUGAAGUGACUACUGAUUGGAAUCAUCUGGAAGAAAUGGGCAACACCUGGAAAACCUUCUUGAUAAUGGUCUACAGCUAUUUCCUGAAAGGGCUCAGGUUUGAAGGUGUCCGUAUUUUCAUGCAAAUAGACAAAAGAAGAAAGCAAAUCGUUCUUGAUGGCUGUUUUUCAUAAGAGAAAUGAUGAAGAAGCUGUUGUGGAUAGAGGAGGAACUCGGUCGAUCCUCAAAACUCAUUUUGAAAAGGAAGAUCUAGAAGGUCAUCGAACAUUGUUCAUUGGCGUUCACGUGCCACUGGGUGGAAGAAAAAGUCACAGGCGCCAUAGGCACCGUGGACAUAAACACAGAAAAAGAGACAGAGAACGAGAUUCAGGAUUAGAAGACGGAAGAGAAUCUCCUCCUUUUGAUACUCCAUCACAAAGAGUGCAGUUUAUUCUUGGAACAGAUGAUGAUGAAGAACACAUUCCUCAUGAUCUCUUUACUGAGCUUGAUGAAAUUUGUUGGCGUGAAGGAGAGGAUGCUGAGUGGAGGGAGACAGCAAGGUGGUUGAAGUUUGAAGAAGAUGUAGAAGAUGGUGGGGAGAGGUGGAGCAAACCAUAUGUUGCCACACUGUCACUUCAUAGCUUGUUUGAGCUGAGAAGCUGUAUCCUGAAUGGCACUGUUUUGUUGGACAUGAGAGCUAACUCCAUAGAAGAAAUUGCAGAUAUGAUUCUGGACCAGCAGGUGGGCUCUGGGCAGCUCAGUGAGGAUGUUCGUCAUAGAGUGCAUGAGGCAUUACUGAAACAGCAUCACCAUCAGAACCAGAAGAAACUGAGCAAUAGGAUCCCGAUUGUGAGAUCCUUUGCUGAUAUUGGAAAGAAGCAAUCUGAGCCACAUUCCAUGGAUAAAAAUGGUCAGAUUGUUUCCCCACAAUCUGCUCCAGCCUGUGUUGAGAACAAAAAUGAUGUGAGCAGAGAAAAUAGCACUGUUGACUUUAGCAAGGUUGACUUACAUUUCAUGAAAAAGAUACCACCAGGAGCUGAAGCAUCCAACAUCUUAGUUGGUGAGCUGGAAUUUCUGGACCGUGCAGUUGUUGCUUUUGUUAGGUUAUCGCCUGCGGUGCUGCUUACAGGACUAGCUGAAGUUCCUAUUCCAACUAGAUUUUUGUUUAUUCUUCUUGGGCCAUUGGGUAAAGGGCAACAAUAUCAUGAGAUAGGAAGAUCAAUUGCAACUCUGAUGACAGAUGAGGUGUUCCAUGACGUUGCUUACAAAGCAAAAGACCGCAAUGACUUGGUGUCUGGAAUUGAUGAGUUUCUUGAUCAGGUUACAGUUCUCCCUCCUGGAGAGUGGGACCCAACAAUCCGAAUAGAACCACCUAAAAAUGUUCCCUCUCAGGAGAAGCGUAAGAUUCCAGGAGUACCAAAUGGGACUGCAGCUCAUGGGGAACCAGAACAUCCUGGAGGACACUCUGGACCAGAAUUGCAACGCACUGGAAAAUUUUUUGGUGGAUUGAUUUUAGAUAUAAAAAGAAAGGCUCCAUUCUUCUGGAGUGACUUCAGGGAUGCUCUCAGUCUACAGUGUCUGGCAUCGUUUUUGUUUCUCUACUGUGCUUGCAUGUCUCCUGUCAUCACGUUUGGUGGUCUACUGGGAGAAGCAACUGAAGGUCGUAUAAGUGCAAUAGAAUCACUGUUUGGAGCGUCCAUGACUGGAAUUGCCUACUCUCUCUUUGGUGGACAGCCUCUCACUAUACUUGGCAGUACAGGACCAGUUUUAGUGUUUGAGAAGAUUUUAUUCAAAUUUUGCAAAGAGUAUGGGUUAUCAUACCUUUCCCUGAGAGCUAGCAUUGGUCUGUGGACUGCAAUCCUGUGCAUCAUCCUUGUUGCAACUGAUGCAAGCUCCCUGGUCUGUUACAUUACCCGGUUUACUGAAGAAGCUUUUGCUUCUCUUAUCUGCAUAAUUUUCAUUUAUGAGGCCUUAGAGAAGCUAUUUCAUCUCAGUGAGACAUAUCCAAUCAACAUGCAUAAUGAUUUGGACCUGCUGACUAAGUACUCAUGCAAUUGUGUGGAACCAGAGCAUCCUAGCAAUAAAACCUUACGAUACUGGCAGGACUACAAUAUAUCUGCAUCUGAUGUGCCAUGGGGGAACCUAACUGUGACAGAAUGUAAAAAACUUCAUGGAGAAUUUGUUGGACGAGCCUGUGGUCACCAUGGUCCUUAUGUUCCAGAUGUCCUUUUCUGGUCUGUCAUCUUAUUUUUUUCUACAGUAACUCUAUCAUCCACACUGAAGCAGUUCAAAACUAGCCGAUACUUCCCAACAAAGGUACGAUCUGUUGUCAGCGAUUUCGCUGUCUUUCUCACUAUUUUGUCCAUGGUUUUAAUUGACUAUGCCAUUGGGAUCCCAUCACCAAAACUUCAAGUUCCAAAUGCUUUUAAGCCCACCAGAGAUGAUCGUGGAUGGUUUAUUACUCCUCUGGGGCCUAAUCCUUGGUGGACAGUGAUAGCUGCUGUAAUUCCAGCCCUGCUUUGUACUAUCCUUAUUUUUAUGGACCAGCAGAUUACAGCUGUCAUUAUAAAUAGAAAAGAGCAUAAACUAAAGAAAGGGUGUGGAUACCAUCUCGACUUACUCAUGGUGGCAGUCAUGCUUGGAGUGUGUUCCAUUAUGGGGUUGCCGUGGUUUGUUGCAGCCACUGUUCUCUCUAUUUCUCAUGUGAACAGCUUAAAACUGGAGUCAGAGUGUUCUGCUCCAGGGGAACAGCCGAAAUUUCUUGGAAUCCGGGAGCAAAGAGUCACAGGGCUCAUGAUUUUUGUACUUAUGGGCUCAUCUGUCUUUUUGACAAGUAUUCUGAAGUUUAUCCCUAUGCCUGUACUUUAUGGAGUAUUCCUUUACAUGGGUGCUUCAUCUCUAAAGGGAAUUCAGCUUUUUGACAGGAUAAAAUUAUUCUGGAUGCCUGCAAAGCAUCAGCCAGAUUUUAUUUAUCUAAGGCAUGUUCCUCUUAGAAAAGUCCAUCUCUUCACCGUAAUUCAGCUGAGUUGUCUUGUACUCCUGUGGAUUAUAAAGGUUUCAAGAGCUGCUAUUGUCUUUCCCAUGAUGGUCUUAGCUUUGGUAUUUGUCCGAAAACUCAUGGAUUUUUUUUUCACUAAACGGGAGCUCAGUUGGUUAGAUGAUUUGAUGCCUGAGAGCAAGAAAAAGAAACUAGAAGAUGCUGAGAAAGAGGAAGAGCAAAGUAUGUUAGCGAUGGAAGAGGAAGGGACUGUUCAGUUGCCACUAGAAGGACAUUACAGAGAUGAUCCAUCUGUGAUAAACAUUUCUGAUGAGAUGGCAAAAACUGCUGUGUGGAAGACACUGUUGAUAUCCUCGGAGAAUGCAAAAGAUAAGGAGUCAAGCUUUCCUUCUAAAAGUGCUGAAAUCAGACAAGAGAAGAAAGCUGACUCAGGGAAAGGAGUCGACCGAGAGACUUGUCUAUGACUUGUUCUAAAAUUAUUUUUUUUUACAAAAGAAUGAAAGGAGUGCCACAGCCACUAGCUAUAACUGAUUUGAUCUUGUAACUUUUGUCUUUCAUCUCAAACUAGCACAGGUAAUGUAGUGCAAUGUUUGUCUCAUUACCCUUUGUCUAAAUGUCUACACUGUCUGCUAUCUGUGCAAAAGUCUGCAGUAGCCAAUGCCAAAAAUCUUCAUUUCCUUUGCUGAUGUUGGCCAUUUAUCAGAAUUCAUAUCAUAAAUUUAACAUGCAAAGUUUCUUUCAAAUUCAACUUACCUGUUAAUAGGUUUGUACUGUAUUUUGCUACUUUUCCUGUGUGAGAAAACUUAAUCUUCACUCACGGUGAACUUGAAACAGUUGUUCCAAUUUUUUAAAAAAUCAUUUUACUGGAGGAAGUAGGAGACCCAACUUGACUAGUUGAGAUAAAAGUUGUUUUUAAAGUGAGAACUGAUCUGACCCUGUGAACAAACUCACAAGUAUAAUCCUUUUCUCCUCAAAUUGUCAUUUUGAAGUCAUGGAUUACUCUUGCAAUGGAGAUUGCAGGGUCAGAUUCUGUAUUUGUGCAGUUUUUGUUGAUUUAAUACAGUGUAUUUAAUAUUCAAAUUUGUA